GUGCGUCACCCGUGUUUUUCAUUCUGAUACCAAAAAGAACAAAAGCAUACCCGUUUUGACUUGUGCGGUUAUUUCCAUGGCGGGAACCAUCCAAGCCCUAAUUCUCACACCCCCACCCGCCCAAACGCUGCCGUUUGCUCACCGGCUCCCACAUUUUCCGUCCAUACAUGCCGCGUUCCGCUUCAAUCAUCGACUUAGCCGCAGCAUUUCGAACCCCGUCAAAGCCUGCCAACACCCCGAUCAGAAAGAUGGUAAUGGAAACAAACCUCACCGGCAUUCGGGUUCGGUGAAGAGCUUGAAUUGGGCUAAACCCUUGUCGAAUUUUCUGGCGAAUAAUUUUCUUCCCUUAGCUCUUGUUGGUGGAGUAGCUUUAGGGAUUGCAAAUCCUAGUUUAGGUUGUCUCGCUGAUACGUAUUCUUUGUCAAAAUUCAGCACAUUUGGGAUUUUUAUCAUCUCAGGGUUGACCUUGCACACUGGAGAAAUUGUUGCAGCUGCAGAAGCAUGGCCUGUCGGAAUAUUUGGGCUAGUCUCCAUUCUAUUAUUUACUCCAUAUUUUUCGAGGGUAAUAUUGCAACUGCAGCUUCAACCUCAAGAGUUUGUUAGAGGGCUUGCACUAUUUUGCUGUAUGCCAACCACAUUAUCAAGUGGAGUGGCGCUUACUCAGCUUGCCGGAGCCAAUUCUGCCCUUGCUCUUGCAAUGACUGUGAUUUCUAACCUGUUAGGAAUUUUAAUUGUUCCAUUUUCUAUAUCAAAGUUCAUAGCCGAUGGAGUUGGUGUAUCUAUUCCGACUAAGCAGCUGUUUAAAAGUCUCGUUCUCACAUUGUUGAUCCCUCUAAUCUUGGGGAAGAUUUGUCGAGAAUCCUUCAGAGGUGUUGCAGACUUUGUUGAUCAAAACCGGAAGCUUUUUUCUAAGCUCAGUGCAAUCUUCCUCAGUCUAGUGCCAUGGAUACAAGUUAGCAGGUCCAGGUCACUGCUGUUGAUGGUUAAACCUCCAGUUUUUCUUGUGGCUAUUGGAAUGGGAAUACUUCUGCACAUCAGCUUUUUCGUCUUUAAUGCACUUGCGGUAAAGGGCGUUUCAGCUCUCUCUGGUGGCAGUCGAUCAGUGUUUUCCAAGAAAGAAAAUGCCACUGCAGUUCUCCUUGUUGCAAGCCAGAAAACCCUGCCCGUAAUGGUGGCUGUUGUUGAGCAACUUGGUGGUGCACUGGGAGAAUCCGGUUUACUUGUUCUUCCUUGUGUUGCAGCACACUUAAAUCAGAUUAUCAUGGACUCGUUUCUUGUAAACUUCUGGCUUCGGAAGGACCUCUCAACCAACAGUAGAAAGGUAUCUUGAGUCUCGGAUUGCACUGCUUAGUGUGCUUUCUCUAUGUUACGGUUACACGUAGAUUAUUAUUGUCUAAUGUCUAUGUACACAUAGAGACGAUAGAUUUAGUUCUGAGAUCUUGUGUUUUCAAAUGUACCUUGUAAAAGUGAUCACUCCAGACGACUCUAUAUGUUCGAAAUUGUGCCUAGACACCCCUAACUAAUUCAUCGUCGUUUCUGGCCAGACGUGGCAUGA
Molecule: messenger RNA, 1555 nt
Organism: Malus domestica (apple)
Lineage: Eukaryota; Viridiplantae; Streptophyta; Magnoliopsida; Rosales; Rosaceae
Product: probable sodium/metabolite cotransporter BASS4, chloroplastic
Cellular component (GO): chloroplast envelope
Source: RefSeq, a predicted model, not a curated record